CAGCAUUCUGUGCAAGCAAAGCUAUAUGAACAUGACAAUUCUCAACCUCUUCAGGGAAAUCAGUCUCCUCUCACCAUGACGCUCUGCGUAAAUAACACGAACCAUCUUUCUCCUUAACCAAAAUGAUGACUGUUCCACCUCCACCCCCUUACAUGCUCAGCGGCUCUCCCCCAUCCUACGACGAGGUCGCCAAAAAGGUCGACAGCCUGGUCGGCAGCAAUCCUAGCCCAGCCAAAUAUCUCGACGCAGCCACCUCCCUCACCGAAGAGGAGCGUGCCGUUCUCCAAGCCGGAGCUGAAGAGCACAACCCCAUCAAGACAGAUGAGGACAAGAAGAAAUACACUCUCGGGGCUGCUCAGUCACUCUCCACGGACGAAGCCAAAGCCAAGCUCAAAGAGGAGGCUAACACGGCCAAUAAGGCUGCCAGAGACAUCGAGGACGUUUUCACCUCGCUAUCACUGAAGAUUGCGGAGAUCGAUAAUGUUCACCAGUCGAACUUUGCUCCUACUUUGAAAAAGCACAGGGAUGACUAUCGCAAGGUGCUUGAUUCCAGUCGGAUGCUUGCGGCGGAUAUUAGCCAGUACGGCGCGAGUUUCGAUGCAAUUAUUGUUAAGUUUUGUGCUGAUCAGAACUACACCGUGGACCAGCGCAAGGAAAGAAUUAAUUCAUUCAUCGACAAAGCAACGAGCUACCAACAACAAGCCGAAAAUGUGAAGUCAGACUUCCAGACACUUGUGGACAAUUUUGCCGGUUUUGUUGCCACAUUCGGGGACUGGGCCAAGGACAAGGAAGGGGAGCUAACCAGCGAGAUCAAGAAGAUUAAUGAAGAUCUGGUUGACUUGAACAAAACGCUGGGUGAUCUCUACAUCGCGCUGAUGGCGCUCGGAGGAGCGCUUGCCGUCGGGCUGCCCGUUAUAGGCGUUGGAGCCGUUAUGGCAGGGCCAGCGGCACCGCUUGUUAUCAUCGGAGGGUUGAUCUUCUUUGGAGCGUCGGCUGCUGCAAUUGCUGGAAUUGCUAUCUCUAUUGGUGUCAUCCAAGGCCAAAUCCGGAACAAGACGGCGCAAAGAGACAAUCUUCAGGCCCAGAUUGAACAAAUCCAGCAGACCCGCCAGGCACUUCAACAGCUUGGAGAAGAGAAGUAUACGGUGUUGUCCACUAGCAUUAAGACCCUCUCCAAUUAUUGGACCUACACCACGGCGCAGGCUCAAACUAUCAAGGGUUGGCUGGACGAUGGGGCUCAAUGGGCGGAUAUUCCGGAAUAUAUGGAAAUGUAUCUUAAUCAUGGGGUUCGAGUUUACGCUUCCCUAAGCGAAUAUCUUGAUGCUUAUGCAAAGGGUAUCACCACGAUUGAGUAGCCAUUUGGACGUACGCUACGAAGGUUUUGAUGUUGUGAUGAUCAGGGUGCGGUUCGGUGGAAUGUGGCGGGCGGUCCUCGGUCGUCCGUCCUUCGGGAUAGUACUGCGUUAGUGUGUAGUUAGCAUUUGCGAAAUUUUGCACUCUCUGAGCUGUUAUGGCCCAAAAUAUCGGAAAUGCUCUCUUACU
Molecule: messenger RNA, 1542 nt
Organism: Aspergillus alliaceus
Lineage: Eukaryota; Fungi; Ascomycota; Eurotiomycetes; Eurotiales; Aspergillaceae
Exons: 8
Coding region: 123-1355 (410 amino acids)
Source: RefSeq, a predicted model, not a curated record